Molecule: messenger RNA, 963 nt
Organism: Hemisphaericaspora subhashii
Lineage: Eukaryota; Fungi; Ascomycota; Pichiomycetes; Serinales; Debaryomycetaceae
Gene: PRS1
Product: ribose phosphate diphosphokinase subunit
Exons: 1
Coding region: 1-963 (320 amino acids)
Biological process (GO): ribonucleoside monophosphate biosynthetic process; 5-phosphoribose 1-diphosphate biosynthetic process; purine nucleotide biosynthetic process
Cellular component (GO): cytoplasm; ribose phosphate diphosphokinase complex
Molecular function (GO): magnesium ion binding; ribose phosphate diphosphokinase activity
Source: RefSeq, a predicted model, not a curated record
AUGUCUACCAAUUCAAUUAAAUUAUUAGCAAGUGAUGUUCAUAGAGGAUUAGCUGAACUUGUUGCUAAACGAUUAGGAUUACGUCUUACUCCAAGUGAACUCAAAAGAGAUUCCACAGGUGAAGUUCAAUUCUCUAUUGGUGAAUCAGUUAGAGAUGAAGAUAUAUAUAUUGUCUGUCAAAUAGGUUCAGGAGUAGUUAAUGAUCGAGUAAUUGAAUUAUUAAUUAUGAUUAAUGCUUGUAGAACUGCAAGUGCAAGAAGAAUCACGGUUAUUUUACCUAAUUUCCCUUAUGCUAGACAAGAUAGAAAAGAUAAAUCAAGAGCACCAAUUACUGCUAAAUUAAUGGCUGAUAUGUUAACUACUGCUGGAUGUCAUCAUGUAAUAACGAUGGAUUUACAUGCUUCACAAAUUCAAGGGUUUUUUGAUGUUCCUGUUGAUAAUUUAUACGCUGAACCAAGUGUUGUUAGAUAUAUUAAAGAAAAGAUUGAUUAUAGUAAAGCAAUUAUUAUUUCCCCUGAUGCUGGUGGUGCCAAGAGAGCAGCAGGAUUAGCUGAUAGAUUAGAUUUGAAUUUUGCAUUGAUUCAUAAAGAAAGAGCUAGAGCUAAUGAAGUUUCUCGAAUGGUUUUAGUUGGGGAUGUUACUGAUAAGAUUUGUAUUAUUGUUGAUGAUAUGGCAGAUACUUGUGGUACUUUAGCUAAAGCUGCUGAAGUAUUAUUAGAUAAUCAAGCUAAAGAAGUUAUUGCAAUUGUUACUCAUGGUAUUUUAUCAGGCAAUGCAAUUAAGAAUAUCAAUAAUUCUAAAUUAAAAGCAGUUGUUUGUACUAAUACUGUACCAUUUGAACAUCAAUUGAAAUUAUGUCCUAAAUUAGAUACAAUUGAUAUUUCAGCAGUAAUAGCUGAAGCAAUUAGAAGAUUACAUAAUGGUGAAAGUAUAUCUUAUUUAUUUAAGAAUGCUCCUUUAUAA